Messenger RNA from Cucurbita pepo subsp. pepo (vegetable marrow), 549 nucleotides. RefSeq lists its product as uncharacterized. Gene Ontology annotation, cellular component: nucleus. NCBI's taxonomy places the organism in Eukaryota, Viridiplantae, Streptophyta, Magnoliopsida, Cucurbitales, Cucurbitaceae. Gene Ontology annotation, molecular function: 8-oxo-7,8-dihydroguanine DNA N-glycosylase activity. The record is from RefSeq and is a predicted model, not a curated record. Gene Ontology annotation, biological process: DNA repair; base-excision repair, AP site formation.
AUGGCGGAGAAGCUAUGUGCGAUACAAGCCAAAAUGAGGGAAAGUAAGAAGAGGAAAAGGAAAGGGAAUAAUGAAAGAGGCAAUUUUCCAAAUGCAAGGGAGGUUUGUAGGAUGGGAGUUGAAGCGUUGAAGAAUCAUUGCCUUGGUUAUAGAGCUAAUUACAUGGUUAAAUUUGCUCAAAGUGUUGAGAGUGGGAGAAUUAACCUCCAAUCAUUAGAAAAACCAGUGUCCUCUCCGGAUGCAUUCCCUAAAAUCAAAGGGUUUGGUCCUUUUGCGACAGCCAAUAUAUUCAUGUGCCUUGGAUUUUACCACCAACUCCCAAUUGAUACUGAAACCAUAAGGCACUUAAAACAAGUACAUGGAAUCCAAUAUUGCACCAAGAAGACAGUUGGGGAAGAUGUGAAGCAAAUUUACGACACCUAUGCUCCUUAUCAAUGCUUGGCUUAUUGGUUGGAGCUUGUCCAGUACUAUGAGACCAAAUUCGGAAAGCUAAGUGAAUUGUCUUCCUUUGACUAUCACAAGAUUAGUGGCUCCACUCUCCACCUUUGA